This is a messenger RNA of Perca fluviatilis (European perch), 3193 nucleotides long. RefSeq names its product NHL repeat-containing protein 3-like. Gene Ontology annotation, biological process: negative regulation of translation; protein polyubiquitination; proteasome-mediated ubiquitin-dependent protein catabolic process. Lineage: Eukaryota; Metazoa; Chordata; Actinopteri; Perciformes; Percidae. Bases 282 to 1394 code for a protein of 370 amino acids. The record is from RefSeq and is a predicted model, not a curated record. The transcript is spliced from 4 exons. Gene Ontology annotation, molecular function: translation repressor activity; ubiquitin protein ligase activity; protein binding.
CACUUGCACUCUGUUUUGUUUUUGUCUAGGACUCGAGGAAGUGAAUUCUACAUUGAAUGUGGUCAGUGGGUUUCAAAUGAUAUGUAAAUCCCCGGGUUUUAACUUUAUAGUAUCGCAUCUUAACAGUUAUCACAUUACAUGUUUUGCUUGUUUCGGAACAAACUGUGUGGCUGACGGUAACUGAUUAGCCUACUUCAUAGUGUGUUCUCGCAGAGCUAACGUUACCGAGCGUCACUUGACCAGGAUAUUAAACGCAACACAAGCCAGCAGCUAAACCACCGAUGCUGAUGAAAAAGAGAGGCCAUACGUGUUUGCUAGCGUCCAGUAUGGCUUCGUUAGUUUUGCUCAUGGUGAUGCUGUACGGAUGUGGAACCAUUGGCACCCAGCAGCCCGGCAGUUCCAGCCUCAGACGGGACUACCAGCUGCUGGGCAGACCCCUGUACAAACUGGACCUGAGCUGGCCCAAGAACCCAGAGCUCUUCACCGGGGAGGUGUUCGGAGUGGCUGUCAACCAGUACGCUGGUGUGGUGCAUGUGGCACAGAGAGGUAACAAUGUGCCCAAGGUGCUGGUUUUCACCACAGACGGAGAUUUCCUUAUGGCCUGGAACACGACCACCCUGGAGAUGCCUCAUGGUAUAUUUGUAGCAGACGCUGCCUCGUCAAACCCCACUGUGUGGAUCACAGAUGUGGGGAACGGCCCGUACGGCCACUGCAUCAAACAGUACUCCCCAUCUGGGAAGCUCCUGCAGGUUCUUGGUACGCCAGGGAAGGCAGGCUCCGGGUUGAACCCUCUGCAGUUCGACCAGCCGGCGGAGAUCUUCGUCCACGACUCCGGAGAGAUGUACAUCGUGGACGGUGACGGGGGGAUGAACAACCGCCUCAUCAAGCUGUCCAAAGAACAGGAGGUGUUGUGGAUGCACGGAGAGAAAGGACAAGGCCUGGCUCAGUUCUACAUCCCCCACAGCCUGACUGUGGACAACGCCCACAGGGUGUGGGUGGCCGACAGGGGGAACAAGAGGAUCCAGGUCUUUAACUCCAUUACCGGGGACUGGCUGGGGACAUGGGGGAGCUGCUUCACUGAGGAUGCGCCCUACUCUGUCCGCCUGACACCAGACAAGAAGUACUUUGUUGUUGUCCAGCUCAACACCAACCAGAUUUCGCUGCUGGAUGCCCCACCGGUGGGUUUGAUUGGCCAGUGCAGUGUGGUCAGUGUGAUCCAGCUGGCUGAGGAAGUGAAGCCCCACCUGGUAGACCUGGACCUAAAGACAGGGGCCCUGUAUGUGGCUGAGAUUGGAGCUCAGCAGGCCCAGAAGUUUACCCCCUUCAGUCUGGGUUCAGCCUUUUACCAGGAUAUGGCUGUUUUUAAAGACAUUCCUAUGACUACACGUGUAUAAAUGUGUAAAAGGCUAGAACUGAAUUGUCUAGCGUGCAGUUUGAUCUGAGUUGUCUAUAAAUAUCAUUGAAGCACUUCACAAUGCAGUAAAUAAAUAGUGUGUGUAUAUAUAUAUGUGUAAUAAUUUUUUAUAAAAAAAGAUUUUGCCAUUGUAGGUGUAUAGUUAAUCUGGAUGUAUUAUGUGACUGUUUUGCAGUAUAUGUCCUGUAUUACAGGGUCACCGGUAUUUUGAUAUUGUCAUUCCGGUGAGAAACGUAUAGUGAUAGCAUCUUUGCUUUUUCAGUGACUCUGUGUUGCCCCUGUCAGUCACUGUACAGGUUAUGUGGAAACAUGAAUAAUUUGUGAUUUACCUGAUUCAGUGAGGGAGGAAGUGAUACUUGCUGUUGGUUCAACAGUCCUUCAGAGAGUGCUAUAAAACAGGGACCUCCCACUGUAUAGAAUUGUAGGGUGUUGCACUUAUUCUCUUUGCAUCUCUGCUGUCAUUUAGUUUUGAUAACCUAACUUACAGUUCACAUAUCCACACUUAACAGUAUUUAACAAGAGGAGCCAGUAGCGGGCAGAUGAUUGCACCUUUACCAAAAUCCCAAAACCUGAAAAAAACUUUCAUUUCCAGAGCAAGUUUUUUGUGGAAUAAUAUCCCAAGUAACAUUCGUUUUAUCACAGGAAAGGUACAUUUUGAAAAAAAAGUCAAAUCUUACUUAAAUUAUUUAUCAUGAGAUUUCUUAUUAUGUGGUUAAAAUAUUAGAUUUUCUUUUUUGUCUAUGUGAGCUACCUUAAUGUUAGCUAUUUUUUAGCUUUGUUUUCAAGAUAUUUCUCUAUUUGCUUGGUUUGUUAUUGUUUUUAUUAAAUUUUUAUUUUGGUUGCUUUUUUGUUAUUUAGUUCUGUAUGCAGUUGUGGUAUUUGUGUUCUUUUCUUUUCUGUAUGUGUCAGGAAAUGUUUUAAUAUUGUCUGAUUUUAAUGUUGUUUUGGACCACCAGGAAGCCUAGCGGGUCGUCUAGGCGUCAGCUAAUGGGGAUCCUUAUAAUAAAUACAAAUACAAAUGAGCUUUAUGUAAUCAUGUUUUCAGGCCGUGGUUUGCUGGUAAUUCCAGAAUGUAAAUCUAUGUGGUUCUGUCUAAUUUUACACAUUAAAUUCAGUUUAAUCAUCUUGAGGAGUACUACUCUGCCUGCGAAGACAGUUGUAUAAUAUUCUGUGGCUCUGGGGGAGCUUUGUCACGUCUGAAAAAAUUGAUCUCAGUUUGGGCUUGGUGACUACAAAUAGUUAACAGAAAACCUGCGUUACUAACAGUGUAUGGAUUAUGAAAAGAUGUUGGCAUUUGCCAGGCAGGGAUGGUCUGACGAAGAUGCCAUUGCAUGUAGAAUUCUGCCAUUUUGGAGUUUGACACGUAUUCAAGACAAAGAGUCAGGAUAUCUCCCCAACUUUAUGGAGGUGCAUUACUGCCAAAUUUGAAGUCACUUUAUUAAGUUGUAAUCUCGAGAUAGUGCCCUUGAAUUGUUAUCCACAGCAUUCUGAAAUGUGCCCAAGAUGCAUUUGUAUGUCCUGAUAUACUUUAAGGAACAGUGUUCUGUGCUGAAGGUGAUGUACUUUAUUCAAAACAGACAAAGUGGCCAAUGAGUUUUAAUGAUGAAUGUCUGAAGGAAGUAUAAAUGACCCGGUUGGUUCAUUUGGUUUUAUUGUCAUCAUUUUCCAUGUGUAAAUCUUUUUGGCAUACAGUACUUUGCAUUGUAUUCAUUGGUGUUGGAAAAUGCAUGUUAAGCUUUUCCCCAAUAAAAACAACACAGAGAGUUGGCCUGUACUGUG